AUCGAGGUCCCGUUGCGCGGUGUAGACGAUGUAGUCACAAUUGAUUGCUCGGAGCUUCCCGAUGAUCCACGAGACUUGUGUCAAUUGCUCUCAGGCGAAGAAGCGCAUCCUAAAUACUGGAUAAGACUUGCGGCCGAGUACAGAAAGGCAGCUCUUACCGACCAUGCCAUUGACAUCGUCAACGAAGGACUCAAAACCAAUCGGGUCCAGAGUGACCGAGACUUUAGAGCCCAAUUUCAUUCGCUACUUGCGACGCUCUACAUACAAAAGUCGCGAAUCUCCUCGAGCGGACUGAGCAAGCAGGAGCCAGAUGCGCGAAAUAAAGAAUAUUGGCAACAACUGGCAACGCAAUCGAUCAACGACGCAUCGAGACUCAAUCCAGACUCGGUAUCUAGUCUGAUCUCGCGAGGAGUCUUAUCUAUGAUGAAAAUUGAUGGCGAUAGAGCCCUCGAAGAGGCCAACAAGCAAUUUGACGCAGCGCUCAAGAAGAAUACCCGCAAUUUAUUCGCUAUGCUUGGUAAGGGACGUAUCAUGUACGCCAGGAAGAACUUCAAAGUGGCUCUUGGCUGGUUCCAAAAAGUUCUGGCAGCACAGCCAAAGUUCCGACCGGAUCCUCGCAUCGGCAUAGGUCUUUGCUUUUGGCAGCUCAAGAUGUUGGAGGAUGCCACACUCGCUUGGGCACGUGCGUUGGAGCUUGAUCCAGAAAAUUCAAUAGUCAGUGCGUUACUUGGCAUUGCGAGCGUCACUGAGGCCUUUCAGCACGUGGGCGAUGCAAAGAAAUUCCAAUCCCUUUACACUUCUGGUUUGCAGCUUGUUCUCAAAGCCUGGAAAGCCGCAGAGGUACCUAUUGCUGGCGUAGUACUGGCUUCCUACUACUUCUCGAAAAGGAAGAUUGAUGGUCUCGUGCAAAUUACGGAAAGAAUCCUCAAUCACACAGAUCUUGCAGCUAUCCGAGGAGACGCUUUUCUUUGGAUAGCUCGCGGACAACACGUUGUUGAGGGGCACGACAAAGCAGCUCAAUUUUACCAACUAGCUAAGCAGCAAGAGCCUGACCUUUUACUUGCCUCGCUGGGCAUCGCACAAACGCAAUUGAUCCGCGACGGGGUGACAGAUGCCAAGCUCAUUCUCGAAGGCAUUGCCGAUAGGCAUCCAAAGUGUGUCGAAGUGCUUUCUAUGCUUGGCUCCAUCUACACGCGCGAACUGGCUGAUGCCAAUUUCAAGGGCGACAGGGCUGUUCAAAAGUCGAAAGCCCGCGCUAUGCUCGACAAGGCGAUCUCGCUCAUUGCCGAUAGCCCCAAGCUGUCUUUCACGGAUGCUGACCUUCACUUUGGCAAGGCGAUGCUGCUCGAUGAGGACGAUUCAUUGAGCAUCAUUCGAACGCUCGAGCAGGCUAUUGAAGUCCAGGCAAGUCUUGACCUUACGAUCUCGCCUGAGCUGUAUAACAAUAUGGCUGUUGUCCAUCAUCUCGACGGCAAUUAUGACCUUGCGCACGACUUGUACAAGCGGGCCUUGCAAUCUUGUGAAGAGCCGUCAAUCGACUCAAAUGACAGGCUGAGCGGCCUUCGAACAAUCAUGUCGUACAAUCUUGGCCGAUGUGAAGAAGAUGCUGGCAAGCUCAGCGCCGCUCGGGCUAGUUAUCAGAAGCUCAUUGCGCAAUAUCCUGAUUACGUUGAAGCACGAGCUAGGCUAUGCUUCAUGGAUAUGAAGGAGAACUCUCAGGUCGAUGUGCAGACAGAGCUGGAUAUGCUGCUUGAAAUCAGUCCACGCAACACCGAGGUACGAGCCCUUUAUGGUUGGUACCUCGGACGCCUGCCCAAGGCUAAAGGUCUUCAUUACAACGAAGAUCCGGAGCGUCGACACUUCAACCAUACAUUGAAGCACAUCGACAAUUACGAACGGUUCUCACUGACAGCGCUUGGCAAUUUUUACAUUCGGCUUGCUCGCUCAAUUCGUCCAGAUUCUGACCAAUUGAAAGAAGAGCGCAGGAAGCACUAUGACAUGGCGACCAAAUUCUUUGAACGCGCUUUGCAUUAUGAUAAAAAUAAUGCAUACGCAGCGCAGGGUCUCGGCAUAGCUUUUGCGGAACACAAGCAGCCGCAAAAGGCGCUCAAUAUAUUCACCAAAGUGCGAGAGACUCUCCGAGAUGAUUCAGUCAUUCUCAACAUGGGACAUUGUCUGGCCGAAUUACACCAGCAUGCCCGUGCAAUCGAGUGCUACGAGAUCGUUCUGAGCAAUUGCCAGGGUUCAGCCGCGCUGUCGAUUUAUCAAUGUCUGGGCCGCACUUGGUGCGCUCGUGGUCGUGAGGAACGCAGUGCGGAGAGCCUUCGCGAGGCACUCAAGUACACUCGCGAUGCCGAAAAGCUAUCUCCGGCGCCUGCCGUCAAAUUCAACAUUGCCUUCAUCCGAUUCCAGAUUGCUGAUGUGCUGCGACAGACACCAGAAGCGGAAAGGUCUGUUGCAGAUUUGGAGGAUGCAAUUGCAGGCUUGCAGGCUGCCAUCGUUGCUUUCACACAAAUUGCAGACUCUCCUCAAGCGCCCUUCCCGAAGGAGGAGAUCAGGCAGCGUGCAACAAUGGGCAAAAACACGACUGUGCGCCAACUGGAGAGAGAACUACAAAAGCAAAAAGAUUAUGAGAGCAAGAACUCUGCAAAGGUCGAGCAAGCGCGGCGUAUGCGGGAAGAUGACCGGAAGCGCAAGGAGCAGAUUCGCGAGGAAGCGCGGCUUGCCGAAGAGUCUCGCCAAGCCGCAUUGCGUGAACAACGCCGCAAGAUGCUCGAAGAAGCGCGUGCUUGGACAGACAAGCGCAGACUUGAGGAUGAGGAGAAUGAACAGCGCAAAUUUGAAGAGCAAGAAGCGAAGCGGAGGCGCGUCGAGCGUCGCAAGGGCAAGAAGAGCAAAGGAUACGACAUUGCUGGCAGCUCUGAUGACGAGGUGCCAAGGAAAACGGCCGAACGUCAACGGAAGCGAGGUCCAAGGCAGUCCAAAACUGUGGCUGCCAGCGAAACCGGUAGCCCAGGACCUGAUCAGUCUGAUCGCGGCGAGAGUCCAGAACGGACGAACAAGAAGCGAAAGCUCUACAAAAGUGCCGCAAUCGUGGAUUCUGAUUUGGACGACGAU
Messenger RNA from Protomyces lactucae-debilis, 3117 nucleotides. RefSeq lists its product as uncharacterized. The annotation marks the transcript as partial. Gene Ontology annotation, cellular component: Cdc73/Paf1 complex. Gene Ontology annotation, biological process: regulation of DNA-templated transcription. The transcript is spliced from 2 exons. NCBI's taxonomy places the organism in Eukaryota, Fungi, Ascomycota, Taphrinomycetes, Taphrinales, Protomycetaceae. The record is from RefSeq and is a predicted model, not a curated record. Gene Ontology annotation, molecular function: RNA polymerase II complex binding.